AUGUCGGCGGCGGCCGCCGCGGCAGCGGGCCAUCCCCUCGCCCUCCUCGGCCUGGACGAGGGAGAUUUCAUCUUGAUCAGAUACCAGGUCGGGGGGGCGAGGAUCUGGCAUGAGCGCCUCAUCCUGGCCUUCCAGCCCGUCGCGCCGUUCGGAUGCGGGAUCCUGACCCCGGACGGCCACGGCUACGUCGAGGUCAUCGCGAAUGGAGGCGCGGACGUGGCAGAGUUCUGCAUCCCGGCUGGAGGCGCCGCUGGAGGCAACUCGGCGGCGACGGGCGGGGAUCAGGUCUACCGGUUCCGCGCUCUGCCUCUGCCGGCGGCCGUCGCGGCCGCGGCCACCGCCACCCGGGGCACUCUCGGGCUCGCUCCGGGUCCGGCCGUGGCCCUGAACACCGUGGGCCGGGUCAUCGCGCCGCCGGCCCCCGCGCCUGCUGCCGCUGGCGCCCCUGCCGCCGCGGGCGGCCCUGCCGCUGGCGGCGUGGCGGGCCUCGCGGCGGCCCUUGGUGCGCCCGCUGCGGUCGGAGCCCCGGUCCCUGGGGCAGCGGCGGGCGCGCUCGUGCCGGCCGCAGCGCCCGCUGGGCCCGCGCUGGGAGGCGGCUUUGUGGCCGCAGCUCCCGCGGCUGGCGCUCCGUUGGCCGCUGGGCUCGUGGGCGUCCCCGCACCCGCGGCCGCCGCGCCCGCUGCCGCGGCCGUUGCGCCCGGAUUGCCUGACUUAGGGGCAGGCGCCCUGGCGAAUGCUUUCGCCGCGGUGGCGGCUGCCCCUGGCGGCGACGCGCGGAUGCAGGCCAUCGUCUUGGACUCCCAAGGGGUCCGCUACGUCGACUUCAGGUCGGCCGUAACGAGGAUGCACGAGUUACCUUGGCAUGACUGGCCGCUCAAGGGCCCCAGAACGCUGUUGUGGGUGCUGAACUACAUAUGCCGGAACGGUGGCACACCCCUCGGUCGCCACACCAAGUGGAAGGCCGAGGCCUACCUGGACGACGAGGACCCGGGGGUGGACGUGCACCUGCUGUGCUGCAGGCUGUUGGAGUUCGGAGUCGUGUAUGAUCAGACUCAUGCGACCAAUCUAGCUUCUAUGGAACUGGUCGGCCGCACGCUGCAGACCCAGGAGGAGCUGUACCGCGACAGGUUCGCACCCACGUCCGAGCACGGGAACGACGCUGCGCUGCUGUCCGGCGUCCAGGACGCAGGCAGCGGCAUCUGCAUGGCCCCGGCGCUGCGCGACUGGCUGGCCGCCGAGAAGUCGCGCGAGGCGGCGAUUGCCAAGGAGCGGCGCAAGGCUCGCGAGGAGCGUGCCUUGGCCGCCGGGACCGGCGCGGCCGUGGCCGCGGCGGCCGAGGCCGUGGGCGACGGGGCCGUGGGGGCGGCAAUACCCCAG
Messenger RNA from Prorocentrum cordatum, 1377 nucleotides. Lineage: Eukaryota; Dinophyceae; Prorocentrales; Prorocentraceae. The record is from the annotation of a GenBank genome assembly.